GCUGGGUCAGGAUCCUGGGAUGCCCUCCCUCAGGGACACUGGGGGAGGUCUCCCCCUCUAGCUGAGUGCCCACCCUGCCCGUUUUCCACCUUCCCAACCCAGAGUGACUCACCCUCCGGCAGGGAAAACGAAACUGAUGUGAAAGCUCUCUCUCUCUCUCUCCAGUGCGAUUGGCUUGCAAAGUUAGAAACUUUCAUUUCCUGCUGUCGACAUCAGCGAAGGGGGCAGGGUGCAAAAAGUAGAAAAGUUUUCACCUGGGUCUGUACCCAGUGAGUCUCUGUCUCUGUCCAGGCCAGAACUUUAAAGGCAGCAGCAGCUCCUCUGGACAAUGCAUCCCUCUUCAUUCCUAUUGUGGCUGCUUCUAGGCAGCACCUCAGCGGUGAACGGGAACGCAAAGUGCAAUGGCUCCAACUGUCCAAGACCAGCCACUCUCUUACCUCCAACCAUCGUCAGUGCAAAGAGACCAGCUACUCUUGUCCCACCAACUGCAAUUGGCCCAGUGACUACCACCAAUCACACCACCCACCCUCCGGCCAAUCACACCACCCACCCUCCGGCCAAUCACACCACCCACGCUCCGACCAAUCACACCACCCACUCUCCGGCCAAUCACACCACCCACGCUCCGGCCAAUCACACCACCCACGCUCCGGCCAAUCACACCACCCACCCUCCGGCCAAUCACACCACCCACCCUCCGGCCAAUCACACCACCCACCCUCCGGCCAAUCACACCACCCACUCUCCGGCCAAUCACACCACCCACGCUCCGGCCAAUCACACCACCCACGCUCCGGCCAAUCACACCACCCACGCUCCGGCCAAUCACACCACCCACGCUCCGGCCAAUCACACCACCCACGCUCCGGCCAAUCACACCACCCGAGCUGUGUUACCCACGAGUGUGAGUCCGAGUCCGUCCCCAGAGCGAGCCAUUGGAAGGUACAAUGUGACCAACAACAAAACAGUCUGUGCGAUGGCCAAGUUAGGGAUACAAUUCCGGAUCCAAUAUCAAACUGCUAAGAAACACGCGGCCUGGGGAGUGUUCUUUAUUGAGCCCAACCGGACGGAGGCUGCUGGGAAAUGCAGCAUCGGGUCAGUCAUCAUGAACCUCACUUUCCCAGAAGGAUUCCUGACUUUCACUUUCAAGAAGGACAGCAAGCAACGAACCUUCUAUCUGAGUGGGGUUGAGAGUGAGCUGACCUACCGGUUUCCUGGUGCAGCUGGAGCCCGCCGGUACACCGCGCACAACAACAGCCUGACAAUGCUGCAGACCCACCUCGGCCAUUCCUACAGCUGCUCCAACCAAUCAGUGAGGGCCAGCAGCACCUACUGGGUCGACCUGGAGGACCAGCAGCUUCAGGUCUUCGACAUCGCCAAGGACCACCAGUUCGGAGCAGCGGAGCUGUGCCCCCAGGACAGGAAGUCACCCGUCGUCGUCAUCGUGGUGGUAGUGCUCCUGGUGAUCCUGAUCUUGGUGGUGAUCGUGGCCUAUCUCAUCGGCAGGAAGAGGCACCCAGCUGGCUACCAGAGCAUCUGACCGGGCAACACCGGGCCCCACCCCUCACCUACACCCCCCCCCCCCCCGCACCCUCACACACACACAUACACACACACCCACACAGACACCCUCACACACACACACACAGACACACACACGCACACAUCCCCCACAAUCACCCCUCCCUCCCCUCACACACACACACACACACACACACACAUCCCCACAAUCGCCCCUCCCUCCCCCCACACCCUCACACACACACACACACACACACACACAGAUCCCCACAAUCACCCCUCCCUCCCCCCACACCCUCACACACACACACACCCAACACAGACACCACACACACACACACAUCCCCCACAACCACACCCUCCCUCCCUCCCACCCACCACACCCUCACACAUAUACACCCACACAGACACCCUUACACACACACACAUCCCCCACAACCACACCCUCCCUCCCCCCCACACCCUCACACACACACACCCCCCCACACAGACACCCUCUCACACACAUCCCCCACAACCAAACGCUCCCUCCCCCACACCCUCACACACAUACACCCACACAGACACCCUCACACACACACACACAUCCCCCACAACUACACCCUCCCUCCCCCCACACCCUCACACACAUACACCCACACAGACACCCUCACAUACACACACCCACACAUCCCCCACAACCACACCCUCCCUCCCCCACACCCUCACAGACACUCUCUCACACACACACACACACACACAUCCCCCACAACUACACCCUCCCUCCCCCCACACCCUCACACACAUACACCCACACAGACACCCUCACAUACACACACCCACACAUCCCCCACAACCACACCCUCCCUCUCCCCACACCCUCACACACACACACACACACCCACACAGACACCCUCACACACACACACCCACCCA
Molecule: messenger RNA, 2436 nt
Organism: Hemiscyllium ocellatum (epaulette shark)
Lineage: Eukaryota; Metazoa; Chordata; Chondrichthyes; Orectolobiformes; Hemiscylliidae
Product: macrosialin-like
Exons: 6
Coding region: 329-1540 (403 amino acids)
Cellular component (GO): membrane
Source: RefSeq, a predicted model, not a curated record